CCUCUGCAACACCAGAUGAGAGAGAGAGAGAGAGAGAGAGAGAGAGAGAGAGAGAGAGAGGAAUGGGAGAGGUGGGUUCGACGGUUCUAACAUGCUAUAAGAGCUUCUUGUUAAAGGGCAAUGGGGCGAAACGCGGUGGGCUGGAGUUGAAGGGGAAGCAUUUACCUCUAUACCCUCCAAAGCUUCAAUGCCGCGAGGGAAAACUUACUCGAUCAAAAUCAGAAUCGCAAUUGAUCAUAAAGAACCAGAUGACGAAACCCGCCACCUAUUCCUCCAGAAUUUCCACCGACAUCCCUCUCUCCGAGUCCCCUGAGGCUUCUUUCGAUGAUUAUUUGGAGGAUAAAACCAGAGUGGUCGAAGCUAUUUUUCCUGACAAAAGAAGCAGCCAACGACUUAAUGAGGAAGAGUGGAGAAUCCAGAUGUUACCAUUGCAAAUCUUGUUCCUGACCGCCUGGCCAGUAAUCGACAUGAGGGUGAGAUGUAAAUCGCAAGGGAUUGGUUAUCCCGCUGGCAUUCCCCAAGAUAUCUCAAAGGUUGUUGAGCUUGACAUUAUAAGGUGGGAGCUCCAAGGGCUAGAUGACAUUCUCAAUCCUUCAGAAUUCUCCCUUUGUGUUAAAGGGUCUUUUUACCCUGAGAGACGCGGAGCAGAAAGUCAAUUGAAAGGUCAAUUACAGAUGGACAUAAACUUUGAUCUUCCUCCUGUCGUUUCUUGGAUUCCCGAAGAUGUUCGUUUCCGGGUUGUAGAAUCGGGGCUCAAGAGAUUGGUGGAGAACAUGAAGCACAAAGUUAAUGAUAGCUUGUUAGCUGAUUAUAGUGAGUUCAAGAAGGAGAAACUCGAGGCCAAGUUUGAGCUUCUUUCGGCAUCUCCAGUGAUUGGUUCAGAGAGCUGGAAUUAGCUCCAGAAUUGAUGGAUACCAAAGUACAAA
Rhododendron vialii is the source of this 926-nucleotide messenger RNA. RefSeq lists its product as uncharacterized. The transcript is spliced from 5 exons. NCBI's taxonomy places the organism in Eukaryota, Viridiplantae, Streptophyta, Magnoliopsida, Ericales, Ericaceae. Bases 63 to 896 code for a protein of 277 amino acids. The record is from RefSeq and is a predicted model, not a curated record.